Messenger RNA from Tarenaya hassleriana, 3029 nucleotides. RefSeq names its product E3 ubiquitin-protein ligase HEL2-like. The record is from RefSeq and is a predicted model, not a curated record. Gene Ontology annotation, biological process: rescue of stalled cytosolic ribosome; protein ubiquitination. Bases 112 to 2661 code for a protein of 849 amino acids. Lineage: Eukaryota; Viridiplantae; Streptophyta; Magnoliopsida; Brassicales; Cleomaceae. The transcript is spliced from 7 exons. Gene Ontology annotation, molecular function: ribosome binding; ubiquitin protein ligase activity.
UAAAAGAAAAAAUAGCGUGUAGUUCUACAAUUCACCCCGCAAGAACCCUAGAUCUCCUUUGUCAUCUCUGAUUCUCGCGAAAAGGGAGUUUUCCGUCGGAGACGAAAAGUCAUGGAUGAUAGCUGUGCCGUUUGUGCGGAAAAUCUAGAAUGGGUUGCGUACGGAUCUUGCGGUCACCGGGAGGUUUGCUCCACAUGCGUCGUUCGUCUCCGAUUCAUCUGCGGCGAUCGCCGCUGCUGUAUCUGCAAGACCGAGUCCCCCAUCAUCUUCGUCACCAAGGCUUUGGGUGAUUAUACUCGGACUAUCAAUGACUUUUCCACCUUUCCAUCAGAGCCAAGGGAAGGUCGGGUAGGAUCUUUCUGGUAUCAUGAAGACACUCAAGCUUUCUUUGACGACUUGGACCAGUACAGGAUGAUCAAGGCAAUGUGCAGACUCUCUUGCAGUGUUUGCGAUAAGACGGAGGGCCAGUCAAAGGAAGGGCCGAAGCACCGGACACGGUUUAAGGGUGUCGAACAGUUGAAGGGUCAUUUAUACCAUCGGCACAAACUGCAUAUGUGCAGUUUAUGUCUUGAAGGACGGAAGGUAUUUAUCUGUGAACAAAAGCUGUACACUAGAGCACAGCUGAACCAACACAUAAGUACUGGGGACUCCGAAGUUGAUGGAAAUGAGAGUGAAAGAGGAGGCUUCACUGGUCAUCCUAUGUGUGAAUUCUGUAGGAAUCCCUUUUAUGGUGAUAAUGAACUAUAUACACACAUGUCUACGGAGCAUUAUGCAUGCCAUAUAUGCCAAAGGGUGCAUCCAGGACAAUACGAAUACUACAAAAACUAUGAUGACUUGGAGAUGCACUUCCGCAGGGAUCAUUUCCUAUGUGAGGAUGAAUCAUGCCUCGAAAAGAAGUUUGUAGUCUUCCAAAAUGAAGCGGAAUUUAAAAGGCAUAAUACCAUUGAGCAUGGUGGCAGAAUGUCCCGAUCUCAGAGAAGUGCUGCACUACAGAUACCAACUAGCUUUCGAUAUCGCCGAGGAAGUGAACAAGAUAAUCGUCGUGGAAGGGGACGAUCGUUUCGUCGUGAGCCGGCUGAUGAUGAUGAAGGACUUAUUGCAGCCAUUCAGGCAAGCAUGGGGACUGCCAGAGCUGAGAGUGCAAGGUUAGAACCACCUGCAGCAGCAUCUAGUGCUCCUGAUUACCCCGGGAAUUCAGCCACCGAUGAUGUUGAUCCUCUCAUUCAGCCUUUUGAAUCUUUAUCAACAACUGAUUCGGAACCAUCUUCACGGUACCGUCAAGCUCUGGGGAGCUCGGGUGGUGUACCUCUUGGGGAAUCUUCAUUUCCUCCUCUCUCUAUGCAAGCGAGUAGUGGUCAAGCAAGACCUGGACAGAACUUAGAGGGCUCGUCCAAUAACAGCUUGGCUGCUCGCCUGAGACGCCAAACGAAUAGAAGGACAAGUGCUAGUCCUUCUCCGGCUUGGCCGGCAGUAAAUCGUGGCCCAGCUCCACAAACAUCUAUCACAAACACCGAGAAUUCUACUGCUGCAUGGCCUGCAGUAGGUCGAGGGCCUGUACAAUCUUCUAGUGGUUUGACCCCAUCUCGGCCCCCUGCAAACCCCACAACGUCUCGAAAUCUUGCUUCAAUUUCACGGGAUGCCGGUAAUGGACACAUGGCAGUUGGUGGAAACUCAUCGGGUUCUUCCCGAGAUUCAGGCAAUGUCAAUAGGAUUCCCCACUCCUCCUCGGCCCCUAAUCUUUCUGAUACAAGAUCGCUGGACCCUUCUGAUUUCGAUUUCCCUCCGGUCUCUGCUACUGUGCAUAACCGCAAGUCACCAGCCAAUUCACAACAGGGAUCGAAUUCCAAAGCACCAUCUAGUGUCAAUGAUAUACAGACUGCGAACAAGUCUUUGGUUGAAAAAAUACGUGCUGGCCUCGGUAACGAUGAAGACCUAUACGUGGCAUUCAAGGAUAUAUCGGGACGGUAUCGUCAAGGUCUGGUCGACUCAAGGACUUACUUGGAGUAUGUGAAGGGUUAUGGAUUGUCUCAUUUAGUUCUUGAUUUGGCUAGAUUAUGCCCUGACCCUCAGAAGCAGAAGGAGCUCAUUGAUACCCACAAUUCCAUUCUGAGAGGAGAUGAACUGCUGCAGGAUAACGGCUCGGCUUCACAGAGCAGUUCCCAGCCAAAAGACGGUGGUAAUUCAAAGAAAGGUAAAGGGAAAGCUGUUAUGAAGGUUGAAAGCAGCAGCAGCAACUCAAGGGAUGUAUUAGCUGAUAACUUUAUGGACACAGUCAGGAGGUUGCAAUCUUCUUACAAGCCUCAGGAUGAAGAUGGAGAGCCGAUAUCGAAAGACAAGGAUGGAUAUCGCUCGGGGAAAGGCAAAUCUAAAGUAACAAUGGAUGAUCAAACUCUGCCAAAACCUGAAACCCGGAAAGAUUCUUCAUCGAUGGACGGGGGUGGUGGUGGCAACACGAGCAAACAACGUAAGAAGACGUCAAAGUUUCACAGAGUACGUCUGGGUGACGGAUCAAUGGCUGCAUUACUCGAUCGGAGGAAUUCUGAUCCAGAGCCAGAACCAGAAUCCAAGGAUAGUGACCCUAACAGUGGCCAGAACCCAACUGGUGGGUUGCCCGUUCGUGGAGUUUGGCGGAAAGGAGGAGGUUCAAAGCUCUUCUCCUAGUGACAUUCUCUUGAGAUAUUUUUUGCCUUUCCCAGACGAAUUAUCGGUACGUAUCUUUACUCUUACGCCAAUGGUGAUGACGACGACGGCGAUCCAGUUUAGCUGUAUGUAUCAUCUCAUUGACGAGACAGUGAUGAAGAGAGUCAUGUGUGCAAAAUACUGAAUAGUUACCGGGUGAUGGCCCCAUGUUUUGAUUGGGUGAAUUGCCAGUCCAUGAACUGCAGCACCGCCAUGGCUGCUUAUUUUUAUGAUGUGGACUGUCGUAUCUUUGCCUUGUUUUCAAACCUUUUUUUUGGGUUAUUUGACUGAUUUGGACGAAGUUGUAAUGGAAAAAGAUUUUGGUUAUGGUUAUACAAUACAGUUGCAGA